Molecule: messenger RNA, 856 nt
Organism: Papaver somniferum (opium poppy)
Lineage: Eukaryota; Viridiplantae; Streptophyta; Magnoliopsida; Ranunculales; Papaveraceae
Product: protein trichome birefringence-like 2
Exons: 5
Coding region: 80-856 (258 amino acids)
Cellular component (GO): Golgi apparatus
Molecular function (GO): O-acetyltransferase activity
Source: RefSeq, a predicted model, not a curated record
GAUAGUAAUAGUACUAAACCAUAUGAUCAGAAGAAACUAGGAAACAGUAGUGAAAAUUCUCCUGGUGGUGGUGGUGGUGAUGAUUGUGAUAUUUUCAAUGGUCAAUGAUCGAAAACCGUAUUAUCUUCCGGGGUCUUGUCCUUACAUCCAAACUCAAGCUACCAAUUGUUAUAGUAAUGGAAGACCUGAUGUUGAGUACUUAAAAUGGCAAUGGCAGUGGCAAUCUCACCCGACAAAUGCAGGGUGCAGAAAGAAUAUACCGAGCUUCCUCAAUGCAACUGAUUUCCUAGAGAGAUUGAGAGGAAAGAAAUUUGUUUUUGCAGGGGAUUCCUUGAAUAGGAACAUGUACAAGGCAAUUUCAGAUAAGAGCAGAAUUAUAAGCAGCGGAGGAGAUUUCACUAUUACAUACAAGGACUACAAUUGUACCAUAGCAUUUGCGUGGACUGCAUUUCUGGUAAACCAUCUCGGGGUAUUUACACCAGAAAAGGAGACCCUGAGAUUGGAUUUGAUUGAUGAGCCAUCAGCAUCUGGAUAUCGUGACGCUGAUAUUAUAGUUUUUGACGCAUGGCAUUGGUGGAAUUAUCAGAAAACUCAUGACGGAGGAGGGAAAUGGAACACAGGUGGAGGAUGCAACCUGGAGACGGAGCCAAUUCCGAGUAAACAUAUUAAGCUUACGUAUUAUCGAGCUGAUGCACACCCUUCCGUGUAUGGAAAGAAUUACAAUGUACAGGAAAGAAUUAAAGCUCCUCAGGACUGCAGUCAUUGGUGCUUACCAGGUGUACCUGAUACAUGGAACGAGUUGUUGUAUGCUACACUUUUGAAGGCUGGUAAAGGAUCUUUUGGCAAUCAACCGUAA